GAGCCGGGACGCGGCGCCGGGCUCCGCACCCCGCGGAGCGGCCCAGCCCGGCCCAGCCCCGGAGCCAUGCCGCUGCCGUGCCGGGGCUGGACGCUGGCGCUGCUCACGCUGCUGGUCGGGUUCCUCAUCUUCGCCGAUAUCUCGGAGAUCGAGGAGGAGAGCGGGAGUUCUGGAGGCAGAGGUACAAUCAGAUCAGCUGUGAACAGCUUACAUAGCAAAUCUAAUAGAGCUGAAGUAGUUAUAAAUGACUCCUCGUCUCCAGCUGUUGUUGACAGAAGUAAUGAAAGCAUUAAGCACAACAUUAAACCAGCUUCAUCCAAAUGGAGACACAACCAGACACUCUCUUUGAAGAUCAGGAAACAGAUCUUGAAGUUCCUGGAUGCAGAGAAGGACAUUUCAGUGCUGAAGGGGACACUGAAGCCGGGGGACAUCAUCCACUACGUCUUUGACAGGGACAGCACCAUGAACGUCUCUCAGAACCUGUACGAGCUGCUGCCCCGCACCUCUCCCCUCAAGGGCAAGCAGUUCCCCACCUGUGCCAUCGUGGGCAACUCGGGGGUCCUGCUCAGCAGCGGCUGCGGCCCCGAGAUCGACGCACACAGCUUUGUCAUAAGGUGCAAUCUGGCCCCUGUCCAGGAGUACUCGCAGGACGUGGGCAUGAAGACAGACCUGGUGACCAUGAACCCCUCGGUCAUCCAGCGGGCCUUUGAGGACCUGGUGAACGAGACUUGGAGGGAGAAGCUGCUGCAGCGCCUGCACAGCCUCAACGGCAGCAUCCUCUGGAUCCCGGCCUUCAUGGCCAAGGGGGGCAAGGAGCGAGUGGAGUGGGUGAACGAGCUCAUCCUGAAGCACCACAUCAACGUCAGGACUGCCUACCCCUCGCUGCGCCUGCUGCACGCUGUCCGAGGGUACUGGCUGACCAACAAGGUGCACAUCAAGCGACCCACCACUGGCCUCCUCAUGUACACCUUGGCCACUCGCUUCUGCAACCAGAUCUAUCUCUACGGCUUCUGGCCCUUUCCCCUGGACCAGAACCAGAACCCGGUCAAAUACCACUACUACGACAGCCUGAAGUACGGCUACACCUCGCAGGCCAGCCCGCACACCAUGCCCUUGGAGUUCAAAGCCUUAAAGACGCUGCACCAGCAAGGAGCCUUGAAGCUGACUGUGGGGGAGUGCGAUGGGGCCACGUAGGGUGGUCCCCGGCCAUGUUCCUGCACAGCCAUGGGAGGAAGGGGAGGGGGCGGAAAGGACAAGUGGUGCCUGGUGGGGUUGGUUGUCUUUGUUAACGCGCAGGACAGUGACACAAAUACAUAUACGUGGUACCUAUAUAUAUUGACCUGAGUAUUAUAACUGUUUGGUGUUCACCAAGGGAGGGGCAGGAGAGGUGCGGGAGCAUCUGGCGUGACGGGCAGGGCCCCUUGCUGUGGGCUUGCUGGGCUCGAAGGGCAUUCGCCCUGUGCCCAAAAGAUGUGAAGGUGGCCUUGGUUUUUGAGGGUAUGUUGGGUGAUGGGUAAACGUAAGCUGUUUGUUGUGACUGGUCCGAGGUGGGUAGUUAGUUUGUUUGGCCGAGGGCGCUGGCGCUGGCACCGCAGCGAGGUGCGUUCUUGGCCCCGUGCUCGUGGCGGGGAGGGAAAGGGGCAGGGAACGGGGUGGGCAGGGAAGGUUUGUUGGUGGCUCUCAAGGCCGAGAGGCUGUCCACGGCUCUGAGCGGGACCAGUCCACCCAGCAGGGAUCAGUGCCCGGCAGCUGUGCACAGAUCCGUGCAAAUAUAGACAGCCCUUGGAGAGGGGAGGGAGAAGCCUCCAGGGCUGCAGCUGUAUCUCCAGGGGGUGGCAGGGAGCAGUGCUGAGCUGAUCCCAGUGACAUUCACAUGGAGGAGUGUGAGGGCCUCCCGAGAAGAGGAGCGUCAGUGUUGAGCCAGGCAGACAGUGAGGAGGAUGCUGAAAGUGUAUUUCUCUUCCUUUUCUAAUAGGCAAGAAAGGAGCAGAGAUUCUGGAACGUGGCAGGAAGGAGGUUUGCUACUGCAAACCGGCACUGUUAGUAUUAAGUGUCUCACUGUGCCACAAAGACACUCAACAUCUGUCAGGGCUCGUGAAAACCAUAAGUACAUCCAGCUCUUAAUUCCCAGCUGGUAUCUGCUAAGCAGCCUGCCUUCUCUCCCCCUCCAGAAAUAAUUGCCGAAAUACGGGUGAUAGGCCUGGACCCAGCAAAGCAGAAAGACUGCAGGACUUCAAGGGGCUUUGUUGAGUCUAAAUAAUUUAUUUUCAGUUUCUCCACAAAGAACCAGCACACAGCACGGAAUUCCUGAAGUUCCACUCUGUCCGUCCUUUCAAGCCCUAAUUAUCUCUUACUC
This is a messenger RNA of Empidonax traillii (willow flycatcher), 2356 nucleotides long. It is a transcript of the gene ST8SIA2, whose product is annotated as ST8 alpha-N-acetyl-neuraminide alpha-2,8-sialyltransferase 2. Gene Ontology annotation, molecular function: alpha-N-acetylneuraminate alpha-2,8-sialyltransferase activity. The transcript has 6 exons. NCBI's taxonomy places the organism in Eukaryota, Metazoa, Chordata, Aves, Passeriformes, Tyrannidae. The coding region runs from base 67 to 1194 and encodes 375 amino acids. Gene Ontology annotation, biological process: N-glycan processing; oligosaccharide metabolic process. The record is from RefSeq and is a predicted model, not a curated record.